This is a messenger RNA of Phaedon cochleariae (mustard beetle), 997 nucleotides long. Lineage: Eukaryota; Metazoa; Arthropoda; Insecta; Coleoptera; Chrysomelidae. The record is from the annotation of a GenBank genome assembly.
GAAAAGCAUCAAUUUGGUGAUCAUCGAAGAGGACAGCUACGAGAAGGAUGUCCUUUUUUACGUCCAAUUGGGAGAGCCACAGAUGUCAGGCGACGAGGUAGCCAGUUUGGCGGCCGAUGCGGAAAGAAAGGCACCCGAACAACGAACGCAGCGGGAAAGGAUCGCUUUAUUGGGCAGACCGAGGCUGGGAGAGGUAACCAGGGCACAAAUUAGAAUAAAGGAGAGCAAGGAAUUCAAGAACACUGUCGAUAAAUUAGUGCAACGCGCUAAUGCCUCCCUCCUGAUAGGCACUUCUUCGUGGAAAGAGCAGUUCGUAGAAGCACUGACGGUGAGCGCCAGCGGCGGCGACGACGACGACGCCGACGCUGGCGACGCCUGCAAAGAGCCGUCCUGCCUCGAUUACGUCUUACACGGUCUCACCGUGUUUUGGAAGCUCAUUUUCGCCUUCGUUCCGCCCACAGACAUCUUCAAGGGCUAUUUGUGCUUCGUGGUGUCCAUAGUGUGCAUCGGAGUGGUGACAGCUGUCAUAGGGGACGUCGCUUCCCAUUUCGGCGCCACGCUCGGCAUCAAGGACUCCGUCACCGCCAUAGUGUUCGUCGCUUUAGGAACCAGCAUUCCAGAUACGUUCGCUAGCAAAGUGGCUGCAAUCCACGACGCUCACGCCGACGCCAGCGUCGGAAACGUGACGGGCAGCAACGCCGUCAACGUCUUUCUCGGCAUCGGCGUCGCCUGGUCCAUCGCCGCCCUUUACCACCACUUCAACGGAAAAGUCUUCCUAGUCGAUCCCGGCAACCUCGCAUUUUCCGUGACGAUUUUCUGUUCGGGAGCCGUCCUGGUCAUCGUCAUUUUGGUGCUGAGAAGAUCGAAAUACAUAGGCGGAGAACUGGGAGGGCCGGUAUGCAUGAAAUACGCCACCUCGGCAGUACUGUUCAGCUUUUGGAUAUUUUAUUUGGUCAUGUCGACGCUGGAAGUGUACCACGUCAUACCCGGAUUUUAA